Messenger RNA from Frankliniella occidentalis (western flower thrips), 4968 nucleotides. Its product is annotated as forkhead box protein O. NCBI's taxonomy places the organism in Eukaryota, Metazoa, Arthropoda, Insecta, Thysanoptera, Thripidae. Gene Ontology annotation, biological process: regulation of transcription by RNA polymerase II. Gene Ontology annotation, cellular component: nucleus. The record is from RefSeq and is a predicted model, not a curated record. Gene Ontology annotation, molecular function: DNA-binding transcription factor activity, RNA polymerase II-specific; RNA polymerase II cis-regulatory region sequence-specific DNA binding. The transcript is spliced from 7 exons. The coding region runs from base 266 to 1960 and encodes 564 amino acids.
CCAGCCAGCCCAGUCGCAUACGUGUCUCCCUGCUGAUCGGAGCUCGAGCGGGCUGUGUCGCGUCCUGCCACCCCCGCCACUCGCCCCGCGCCCCGCGCCCGCCUUGCGCCCCGCCCCGCGCCCCGACGUGCGUCGUCAGUUUGUUUACAUGAUGCCCCUGCCCCCCGGGCCCCUCCCAGUGCGCCCCCAGUGAGUGUCAGUGGUUGUCAGUGACGUGCUAGUGAACAGUGACCCCGUGCCGCCCCCGCCGCCGCCCGCCGCCGCCAUGGAGGACGUGCACGGUGACCUACUCGACUGCGGCUUCGAGCUGGAGCCCCAGACUCGCGCCCGGUCCAACACAUGGCCGCUGCCACGGCCGGAGAACUUCGUGGACAUGAUGAAGGAGGAGGGCGACGAGGCGCAGUGCGCGGGCAUGACCCCCAACAUGUGCCUCGGCCUCGGCGGGCUCGGCGACCUCCAGGUCGGCCAGGUGCCGGGCGCGCCGCCGCUGCCGGGGCUCGGCGCGCACCCCGCGGCCGCGGCCGCCGCCGCCGCCGCGGCCAAGAAGAACUCGACGCGCCGCAACGCCUGGGGCAACCUCUCGUACGCGGACCUCAUCACACAGGCCAUCACCACGGCCCCCGACAAGCGGCUGACGCUGUCGCAGAUCUACGAGUGGAUGGUGCACAACGUGCCCUACUUCAAGGACAAGGGGGACAGCAACAGCUCCGCCGGCUGGAAGAACUCCAUCCGCCACAACCUGUCGCUGCACAACCGGUUCAUGCGCGUGCAGAACGAGGGCACGGGCAAGUCCUCCUGGUGGAUGAUCAACCCGGACGCCAAGCCGGGCAAGUCGGCGCGCCGCCGCGCCACCUCCAUGGAGACCUCCAAGUUCGAGAAGAGGCGCGGGAGGGUCAAGAAGAAGGUGGACGCCAUGCGGAACUGCCUGGGCGCGACGGACGCGUCCCCGUCGCCCUGCUCGUCCGUGUCCGAGGGCCUGGACAUGUUCCCGGACUCGCCCCUGCACUCCAGCUUCCAGCUCAGCCCCGACUUCAGGCCGCGCGCCUCGUCCAACGCGUCGAGCUGCGGCCGCCUCUCCCCCAUCCCCUCCGUGGAGCCCGACUGGGGCCCCAGCCCCUCGUACUACGCGGCCGACGCCCUCGCCGGCAGCCUGGAGGCCACCAUGAAGCUGCACCCAGCCGACCUGUACCCGGGCUUCAGCGGGUCGGGGUCCCAGCAGUCGCAGCAGCAGUCGGAGCCCGCGGGGCCGCCGCCGCCCUACCAGCCCGCCUUCGACGUGUCGUACCCCAGCCCCGGCUCGGCCGGCAGCGGCGCGGGCGGCGGCGCCCCCUCCGGCAGCCUCUCCUUCUCCACCGGCGCGUGCCCCGUCCACCGGCUGCAGGGCUGCUCCUGCAUGCUGCACUGCGCCCCCGAGAGCGUGUCCCCCGGCGGGCCCGGCAUGUCGCCCACCUACCAGCGGUCCGAGCCGUCCCCCGACAGCUCCUUCCAGCCGCAGCGGCCGCCCCAGCCACAGCAGCCGCCGCCGCCCUACCAGCCGCAGCCGCCCUCCCCCGACGCCCUGGGCGACCUCGGCGACGGCCUCCCCGGCGGCGCCGACUCGGCGGGCUGCAGGUCCCCGCGCGCGGGCCAGGGCCAGCCCCAGGGCCAGCUGCCGCCCAUCGGCUCGCUGACGGACGCCAUGUCCGCGCCCACCACCAUGAUGGGCCAGCUCAUGGCGGGCGCCCUCAACCCCUCCCUCCUCGACGACCUCAACCUCAACAUCGAGGGCGGCUUCGAGUGCAACGUGGACGAGGUGAUCCAGAACGAGCUGAGCUUCGACGGCAACCUGGACUUUAACUUCACCCAACACAUGCCGCUCCAGCAGGCGGUGACCAGCGUGCCCCAGGCCGGCGCUCAGCACGGCGCCUCCACGCAGUCGCCCUACACCUCAGUGACCUCGGGACACUCGUGGGUGCACUAAGCGCGCGACGCACCAGGCGGCCCCUGGUGGUCCCCGUCCGGGCCCGGGCUGAGCGCGCAGCUCUGCGCCACGGUGUGACCGCGUGACGGUGUGACGGCGUGACGGCGUGACGCCACGUGACGUGACAUCUCCGUCACAUCCUGGUGACCUAGUCAGUCUGCGGCGAGCCCCUCCCCGCGGCCCGCGCGACACGUGCGUCAAGAUUUAGAAAAUUAUUCGUGGAGUCUGGACACUCAGUGCACUUUGUAGACGCAAUCGCGACGGUGCGAGACCUAGCUCGGUGCUCCAGUCCUGCAGCUCAAAUACUUGCAGUGUGAAUUAGUGAUUAUUAUUAUUACAAUGUGUCUACUAUUUACAUAUACCGUUGCUUAUUUCUAAAAAAAAGUUAAAUUGUCUUGUAAUGUGUUGUUUGGAAGAAGGCAGCUACUCCUGACUGGAUUCUGAAUCAAAUCCACAAACCUCUUUAAACUGUAUUUCAUAUUACAAGUCCCUUUUUUUACUGUUGUUUAUUGUUGCUGCCUUUGAUUUAAGUUCCCCCUCCCUUCCUAUGUGUUGCCAAUUUAGAUUAAAAUUACAAGCUAAUAUUAUAAAUAGCUACAUGUUUUUAUCAUAUGAUGAAUUUAAGAUGUUUUUGUUGUUGUUGUUCUUUUUUUUUAAAUUAUAAAGCUAAAUUUGUUUUCUAAAAACUUCUUGGCAACUUGUCUGUAGGUGUGGAAAUGUGGUAAAAUCAUUUUGCAUGUGACAUGAAGGCAGUACGUAUGUGCGUAUGUAGUUGUGGGAAAUAUUUGUAAAUGGGUUGGGGUGCCUGUGGUGAAGAGGAUUAUCAACUCUCUGAGUAGGCAGUGUAUGUGGGUGUGAAUGUAUAUCAGUGUGUGAAUGUAUAAGCAUCACCCCAAAUUAAAGUCAUCAAUGUUGACCAUUCCGCAAAUUUUAGACCACGUACGAAAAAGUGCCAAGAAACUUGACAGAAACGUAUGUAACUAUAGGGGAAUAAAGGUCCUCUCACUGGCUCAUCACUAAUUAUACAGGCAUCUAAUGCCUAUUAUCGACAAUUUUGUUUUCUAUUUACUUAUGUAUUUUAUUACUUGUUUGCCAAAUGAGAAUGGCUUUUAUUUCAUACCUUUCAUGGUUUGGAAUACUUUUCAUUUUUAAGUACAAAUCAUUCAUAGAUUAAUGCUUAUUAUUUUUGUAUGAUCAGUUAAACUGAUCUCACCACAUCUUUCUGAUACCCAUACUUGAGUGUGUCUACCUUGAUGCUGUUAUAGUUUAGUUUAAACACAAGCUUGGUGUGAUAUCUGUACAUGAUAAUUAAAGUCAAUUGUAAACAUUUUGCAUUCAUUUCCUGUUUUACAUAGGAUAGAAUAUGUUUUCCUCUGCCAAUACUUAUAUGCACUAGUGUACCACAACAGGAAGGUAGUAGGCGUAGAGCAGUAUUGAAAUUUUGCAACAAGUUUAUCUUUUACUGACCAAAAUUUGAACAAAUUUGGGUUUUUACCCCCUUCUGUUUCUAUGUGUAUUCAAAAUUAGUUAUCACACAUGUUGGACUUAAUGUGUUCUAAACCUGUUUGAACCAAUCAGGAUUUGAAAAUCUGUUGUGUACCUCAGCAUCCUUCUCUUUUAGAAUUGAUCAUUAUUAAAAGCAUGGUCAUUUACUGACAGAUAUAUCUGUAUAUGUGUCCAAAACAUGGAGAUGAAUUAUUUCUUAUUUAUACAUAUUCACUACAAUAGAGGGGUGCUGUAAUAGUUUGUUUGAUUGUAAUUCCAGUGACACCCAAGUUUAUUGAAUGUUUGAGUUAAUGAUUUCUAAGCUGUCAUAUGUACGUAUAUUUGCAAUGGUUGAUAAAAUUUAUAUAUGAUGGAGAGUUUUUUUGCCAUGUUAAUGGUUAGUGAAUUCUUUCUCAUUUUGUGUUAGGCCUAUUAAUUUCACAUUAAUUCAGAUCGUUAUUGUUUUUUUGUUUGUUUUGUUCUUGUUUUUUCCCCCUUAUUUUCUCUGCUGACCUUUCACAUUUAAUCACACAAUAUUGAGAUUGUGAUCACAUGUGAAAGGUCAGUGUAAAAUUCUAUUGUUUCCGUUUUGAUUUCUAUUUUUAUUUGCUCAAAAUUACUACAUUGUUUAUAUUAUAUUGAUGCUUUUUUACUGCCCUUAUUUCUGUUACAAUCCUGGAUCAAAACUGUCUGCAUCAGGAAGUGUCUUACAAUUACUCAAUCGCUGACAGUUUUAUUUUCUUGUUUCAGUAAUUCUUCCUUUUGGUACAGUACUUACUUGCAUAUCAGCCUGGAGGUCUAAGGAGACUUCUUAAACUCUUGAUCAAAGUUAUCUUACACCCAAAGUUGUGUCAGUGAAUGUGUCCGUUUUUCAAAUCAGUAAUUUAAUAGUUGACCACUGCUCUUUCCACAAGCAAAAUGGAAAAAAAUGUUAAAAAUUUGAUUUUAUGUUUUAUUUGUGUAUUUUUUGUUAUAUCUAGUUCAUAGAUUUGUAUUGUUGUGUUCUACUGUCAUUCUCUUAGUAUUGCAAUUGUGUAAAGCCAGUGGAUGAGCAGGUGAAGUGCUCAAUAGUGCGUCACAAUCAGUUUCCCAAACAUUCCUGGGGACUCGACUGUGAUCGGCUCUCUGUUCUGGAGGUGUAUGCUCAGUGCUGAAUGUUUAUUUGUUGUAGUCAACAGUCAAGGAAGACGUGUUGCUUUGUCAGUCAAAACCAAGAGGUGCUUCGUAAAGUGUUUGCCAGCAUGCCUGAAUUGGAAGUGGAUGCGGGUUAUCUAGUCAGCCCUCGUCAGGCCCCGACCCAGACCCAACAGUGUAGCGCUGAGAGUGCAAUCAAGUGGUGAUAUCCACAACUAUGCUAGGAUAGAAGAAACGAAUUGUGAUUUGAUUGUUGGAAAGCAGGUUACUUAAAGUAAUAUGUGGUAGGAAAGCUAUGUACAUAAUGUUUGUGCCAUGUUAUUGACAAAAAAUUCUCUUUAUGAUACAGGACAUCCUAUCUUUGUUGUUAAUUAUAGAAAAACAAACUA